Messenger RNA from Knipowitschia caucasica, 666 nucleotides. Lineage: Eukaryota; Metazoa; Chordata; Actinopteri; Gobiiformes; Gobiidae. The record is from the annotation of a GenBank genome assembly.
AUGCAGGGGGCCAUUGAUGAAGUGCGGGCAGGCAGGCUCUCUUAUAGGCAGGCAGCUGUCCAUUUUGGGGUCCCCAAGUCCACCCUGCGAGACCGAGUCAGUGGGAAAGUGGCCUCUGACAGCACCUAUGGUCAGAAGCCACUUCUCUCUCAGAACGAUGAGAAUGCGCUGGUGGAGUACUGCCUGUACUCCGCCAGCUUUGGAUUCCCACUGACAAAGUCACAGGUGGUGACCCACGCUCUGGCAAUUUUCAACCGGCGCCACCCACAAACACCAAAGGUGACGCUGAGCCAGACGUGGUGGGUCAACUUCAGGGAGAGACAAAAACAACGGCUCACCACCAGGACCCCAGAUAUUAUUGACCGUGGGAGAGCAUCCUGUGCGAAGAGGGGGCCUGUCGAGGACUAUUUCAAUCUACUGUCCUCGACAAUGGACAGGUACGGGCUGAGAGGGAAACCCCACUGCAUCUACAACUGCGACGAGACGGGGUUUCAGCUGGACAGCCAGAGGAGGAAAGUCGUCGUGCCCCGGGGUACCAAGCACACUAUACAGACAGGCUCCAGGCACCAGGGAGCAUAUCACCGUCCUGGCCUGUUUAAAUGCGGCUGGGGAGGAUAUCCCCCCAUUCAUUAUCUACAAGGGGGGAUAUCCGGGGGGCCCUUAUAA